Messenger RNA from Knipowitschia caucasica, 2592 nucleotides. NCBI's taxonomy places the organism in Eukaryota, Metazoa, Chordata, Actinopteri, Gobiiformes, Gobiidae. The record is from the annotation of a GenBank genome assembly.
AUGUUUGGGGGUAUUGGGGGGGUGGUUAUUGGGGUUGGUGGGUUAGUAUUAGAUUGGAUGUGGGGGGGGUGUGGUUGUGGGUGGAGGAGGAAAGGUGGUUUUUGGUUUUGGGGGAUAGUUUAUGGUGUAUUAUGUGGGUGGGGGUUAGGGUUUUGUGGGUUUUGGGGGGUGGGGGGGAUAUGGGUGUGUGGAGUUAUUGAGUGGGGGUGGGUAUUGGGGGGGUUGUUUGGUGGUGGGGUGGUGGUUGUGGUGUUGGGGGUUGGGGGUUGGUUGGUUGGGUGGGUGGGUGUGGUGGUUUGGUGGGGGGGUGUGGUGUGGGGGUGUUUGGGGGGGGGUGUGGGGGUGGUUGGUGGGUGUUGGGGGUGGUGGGGUGGUGGGGUGGGGGGUUGGGGUUGGGGGUUGGUUUGGUUGGGUUUGGUUGGGGGAUUAUUGUUGUGUAUGUGGUUGGGGGGUGUUGUUUGUUGGUUGGGUUUUUGGGGGGGGUGGGGGGGGUGGGUGGUUGUGUGUUGUUGUUUUUGUGUUUGGGGGGUUUGGUUGUGGUGGGAGGUUGGUGUGUGUGUGGUGGGGGGUGGGGGUUGGUGGGUUGUUGGGGUUGUUUGGGGUUUGGUAUGUUUUUUUGGGGGUUGGUGGUUUGGUGUGGGGGUGUUUGGGGAGUGUUGGGGUGGAUUGGUUUGUGGGGGGUGGUGUGGUGGGGGUUGUUGUGGUUUUGUUGUUGGGUUUGGGGGGUGGUGGGGGGGAGGUGGGGUGGGUGGGGUGGGGGGGGUUUUGUGGGUUUUGGGGGGGGGGGGGGUGGGUGUUGUGGGGGGAUGUGUGUUGUUUGUGGGGUGUUUGUUUUGGUUUUGGGUUGGUGGAGGGAGGGUGGUUGGUUAUUUUUAUGUGGGUGGGGUUUUGGUGGGGGGUUUGUGUGUGUGGGUGGGUUUGUUUAGUGGUGUGGUGGGGGAGUGUGGGGGGGGGGUGUUUGGUGUGGGUGGGGUUUUUUGGUGUGUGGGUGUGGUGGUUGGGUGUUGUGGGUUGUUGUGGUUGGGGGGUUGUGUGUGUUGUUUGUUUGUUGGGGUUGUUGUUGGGGUUUGUUUUAUUUUUGUUUUAUGGUUGGGUUGGUGGGGUGGUGUGGGGGGGUGGGGGAUGGGGGGGUGUUGUGGGUGGGGGGGUGGUGGGUUGUGGUGGGUUGGUUGGGGGGGGGGUGGGGGUGGGGGGGGGGGGGGGUGGUUGGGGUUUGGGGGUGGGGGGUGUGUGUUGGUUUGGGUGUGUGUUUGUGGGUGGGGGGGGAUUUUUGGGGUGUGGGGGUGGGUGGUGGGGGUGGGGGGGGGGUGGGGGGGUGGUGGUGGGGGGGUGGGGUGGUUGUGGGGUGGUUUGGGGGUGUGGGUGGGGUGUGUUUGUGGUUUGUUUUUUUUUGGGUGGUGUGUGUGGUGUGGGUUUUUGGUGGGGGUUGGAGUGGGGGUUUUUGGGUGUAGGUGUUUUUGGGUUUGGGGGUGUGUUGUGGGUGGUGGGUUGUUGGGGUGGUUGGGUUGUGUUGUGGUGUUGGUGUGGGUGUUUGGUGUGUUGUUGGUUUGUUGGAUUGUUGGAUGGUGUUGUUGUGGUGGGUGUGUGGGUGGGUGGUGGGGGGGGGGGGUGGGGGGUGGGUUUUGGUGUUGUUUGGUGGAUGGGGUGGUGUGGUUGGGUGGGUUUGUGGGUGUGUUGGGGGGGGGGGGUGGGUGGGGGUGGUGGGUGGGGUUUUGGGUUAGGGGGGGGGUGGGGGUUUGGUGGUGUUUGUGGGGUUUGGGGGGGGGGUUUGGGGUUUGGGGUUGGGGGUUGGGGGUUUGGGGGUGGGUGUUUGGGGGUGUGGGUAUUGGGUGGGGGGUAGGGGUUUGGGGGGGUUUUUGGGGGGGUUGUGGGUGGGGGGUUUGGGGUUGGGGGGUUGGGGUGGGUUGGGUGGUUGGGGGGGGGUUGGGGGGUUGGGGUUGUGGGGGUUGGGGGGGGGGGUUUGGUGGGGUUUGUGGUGUGGGUUGGGGGGUUGGGGGUUGUGGGGUUGGGGGUUGUGGUUGGGGGGGGGUUGGGGGGGUUGGGGGUUGGGGUGGUUGGGGGGUGUGUUGUGGUGGUUUGGGUUGGGUUGUGUGUGGUGGGUUUUGGUUGUGGUUGUUUUGUUGUGUGGUGUGUGGGGGGUUGGGUUUGUGUGGGUGGUUGUUGGGUUGUGGGGGGUGUGUUUUGGGGGUGUUGUGUUGUGUGGGUGUGGGUUUGGGUUGGUGGGGGGGGGGGUUGUGGUGGGUGGGUGUGGUGUGGGGUGGGGGUGGGGGGGUGGUGGUGGGGGUGUGGGUUGGUGUGGGGUGUGGGGGUGGUUGUGGGUUGGUGGUGUUGUGUGGUGGGGUUUGGUGGUGGGUUGUGGUGGGUUUGGUGUGGUUUUGUGGUGGGGUUGGUGGUGGGUUUUGUGUGGGGGUUGGUGGUGGGUUUGGUGUGGGGGGUUGGUGGUGGGGGGGGGUUGGUGUGGGGUUUGUGGUGGGUUUGUGGUGGGGUUUGGUGGUUGUUUGGUGGUGGGGUUGGUGUGGUUGGUGGGGUGGGUUUGGUGUGGGGUUUGGUGGUGGGUUUGUGGUGGGUUUUGUGGGUGGGGGUUGGUGUUAG